This is a messenger RNA of Salvelinus fontinalis (brook trout), 6438 nucleotides long. Its product is annotated as collagen alpha-1(II) chain. NCBI's taxonomy places the organism in Eukaryota, Metazoa, Chordata, Actinopteri, Salmoniformes, Salmonidae. Gene Ontology annotation, cellular component: collagen type II trimer. The transcript is spliced from 41 exons. Gene Ontology annotation, molecular function: protein binding; extracellular matrix structural constituent. The record is from RefSeq and is a predicted model, not a curated record. Bases 234 to 4103 code for a protein of 1289 amino acids.
ACAAAGAUUCAUUGAAGGCAACGGACACAUAAAACUGCAGUGCCUGAUCUGACGCGGGUCGGUACUACGUUUCUGGAGGGGUCUGGAUUGGGUUUUUUCUUUCUGGAAGGUGGUUGAAUGUAUGGUUCGGCUCUGUAACUGGGAACACACACACAAAAAGAGAGAGAAGUCCACUCCUUUCCUCCUUUCUUUUUCUUCUCCCACAAAAGGCCCUGCAUGUCUAACAUUUAGACAUGUUUAGCUUUGUGGAUUCGAGGACUGUACUGCUACUUGUAGCAACCCAAGUCAUUCUAUUAGCCGUUGUCAAAUGUCAGGACGAAGACCAGGACCCAGGCAGCUGUAUGCAGGACGGACAGAGCUAUAGUGACAAGGACGUAUGGAAACCAGAGCCGUGUCGUAUUUGUGUGUGCGACACGGGAACUGUCCUGUGUGACGAAAUAAUCUGCGAGGAGAUUAAAGACUGCCCCAAACCCGAGAUCCCAUUCGGAGAGUGUUGCCCCAUCUGCGUGCGGGACGGGGAAGCUCCCCCAAGUGGGUCCCCCGGAGCUAAGGGUCAGAAAGGGGAACCAGGAGAUAUCACAGAUGUCGUAGGACCAAGAGGACCUGGAGGUCCUUUGGGCCCCCCAGGAGAACAGGGACCACGUGGAGACAGAGGAGACAAAGGCGAUAAGGGCAGCCCCGGGCCCCGUGGCAGAGAUGGUGAGCCUGGUACCCCCGGUAACCCCGGCCCCCCCGGACCUCCAGGACCUAACGGACCCCCCGGCCUUGGAGGAAACUUUGCUGCUCAGAUGGCUGGAGGAUUCGACGAGAAGUCUGGCGGAGCACAGAUGGGCGUGAUGCAAGGACCAAUGGGGCCUAUGGGUCCUCGAGGACCACCUGGCCCUUCUGGAGCUCCUGGCCCACAAGGUUUCCAAGGCAACCACGGAGAGGCUGGAGAGCCCGGAUCAGCUGGCCCGUUGGGUCCCCGUGGUCCACCCGGACCCUCUGGUAAACCUGGAGAUGAUGGUGAGGCUGGCAAACCCGGUAAAGGUGGUGAACGUGGAUCUUCUGGUCCUCAGGGACCGUCCGGUCCCCAAGGAGCACUUGGCCCUGCAGGAGAGGAAGGGAAGAGGGGACCCAGAGGAGAGCCCGGUGCUGCUGGACCUCUUGGACCUCCCGGAGAGAGAGGCGCCCCCGGUAACCGUGGUUUCCCAGGUCAGGAUGGUCUGGCUGGUCCCAAGGGAGCCCCUGGCGAGCGUGGAGUCGGCGGCGUGUCUGGCCCUAAGGGAGCCGGCGGUGACCCUGGACGCCCUGGCGAGCCCGGUCUUCCUGGCGCAAGAGGUCUUACUGGUCGUCCUGGCGAUACUGGUCCUCAAGGCAAAGUUGGACCUGGUGGUGCUGCUGGUGAAGAUGGUCGCCCCGGACCCCCUGGCCCUAUGGGAGCCCGCGGUCAGCCUGGUGUGAUGGGAUUCCCCGGACCCAAAGGAGCCAACGGGGAGCCUGGGAAGGGAGGAGAAAAGGGACUACUUGGUGCCCCAGGUCUGAGGGGUCUUCCUGGAAAGGAUGGUGAGACCGGAGCUGCUGGCCCACCUGGACCUGCUGGCCCUGCUGGAGAAAGAGGAGAGCAAGGACAGCCUGGACCUUCUGGCUUCCAGGGUCUGCCCGGACCUCCCGGCCCACCUGGUGAGGGAGGCAAGCCCGGUGACAUGGGUGUUCCAGGAGAGGGUGGAGCUGCUGGUGUCACUGGACCCAGAGGUGAGCGUGGUUUCCCAGGAGAGAGAGGAGGUGCUGGGCCUCAGGGGCUACAGGGACCUCGUGGUCUGCCUGGAACUCCUGGAACUGACGGACCUAAGGGAGCGAUCGGACCAGGUGGUGCAUCGGGUGCCCAGGGACCCCCCGGUCUGCAGGGUAUGCCCGGAGAGAGAGGAGCCUCAGGCAUCCCCGGACCUAAGGGAGACAGAGGUGACAACGGAGAGAAGGGACCGGAGGGUGCUUCUGGCAAAGACGGCUCAAGAGGUUUGACUGGUCCCAUUGGUCCUCCCGGCCCAGCUGGUCCCAACGGAGAGAAGGGUGAAUCUGGUCCAUCUGGACCUUCCGGUGCUGCCGGUGCCCGUGGUGCUCCUGGAGACAGGGGUGAGACCGGACCUCCUGGGCCUGCUGGCUUCGCUGGGCCUCCUGGAUCUGAUGGUCAGCCCGGAGCCAAGGGAGAGCAGGGAGAGGGCGGCCAGAAGGGAGACGCUGGUGCUCCUGGACCCCAGGGACCCUCUGGAGCUCCUGGACCUUCCGGACCUACUGGCGUUUUUGGACCUAAAGGUGCUCGCGGUGCUCAGGGACCCCCUGGUGCCACUGGUUUCCCUGGCGCUGCCGGCAGAGUCGGACCCCCUGGUCCCAACGGUAACCCUGGUGCUGCUGGUCCCUCUGGCCCUGCUGGUAAAGAUGGUCCUAAGGGUGUGCGUGGAGACGGUGGACCCCCAGGCAGGCAGGGAGACGCUGGGCUGCGUGGAACCGCUGGAGCCCCUGGAGAGAAGGGAGAUGCUGGAGAGGAUGGUCCCUCUGGUCCCGAUGGUCCUUCAGGUCCUUCAGGUCUGGCUGGACAGCGUGGUAUUGUUGGUCUUCCAGGACAGCGUGGAGAGAGAGGUUUCCCUGGCUUACCCGGACCCUCUGGAGAGCCUGGUAAACAAGGAUCUCCUGGUGGAAGCGGAGACCGUGGACCCCCCGGCCCAGUUGGACCCCCUGGACUGACUGGACCCGCUGGAGAGCCCGGUAGAGAGGGCAACGCUGGUUCUGAUGGACCACCUGGUAGAGAUGGAUCCACUGGAAUCAAGGGUGACCGUGGUAACACCGGUCCUGCUGGUGCUCCUGGCUCCCCAGGUGCUAAUGGUUCCCCCGGCCCUGUCGGUCCCACCGGCAAGCAAGGAGACAGGGGAGAGGCUGGAGCUCAAGGACCCGCUGGGCCUGCCGGGCCUGCUGGAGCCAGAGGGAUGGCUGGACCCCAAGGACCCCGUGGAGACAAGGGUGAGGCUGGAGAGGGUGGCGAAAGAGGACAGAAGGGACACAGAGGAUUCACUGGUCUGCAGGGUCUGCCCGGACCUCCCGGUCAAUCUGGAGAUCAGGGUGCCUCUGGACCUGCCGGACCAAGUGGAUCAAGAGGACCUCCCGGACCUGUUGGUCCCUCUGGAAAGGAUGGUUCCAACGGUAUGCCCGGCCCCAUCGGACCCCCCGGACCUCGUGGUCGCUCUGGAGAGACAGGCCCCUCUGGUCCACCUGGAAACUCUGGACCCCCUGGUCCCCCUGGUCCUCCCGGCCCUGGUAUCGACAUGUCUGCCUUCGCUGGUCUGUCUCAGCCUGAGAAGUCCCCCGAUCCCCUGAGGUACAUGAGGGCCGACCAGGCCUCCGGAAACCUGAGGACGCACGACGCCGAGGUGGACGCCACGCUCAAGUCCCUCAACAACCAGAUCGAGAACAUCCGCUCCCCCGAGGGCUCCAAGAAGAACCCUGCACGGACCUGCAGAGACCUGAAGCUAUGCCACCCCGAUUGGAAGAGCGGAGAGUACUGGAUCGACCCUAACCAGGGCUGCACCAUAGACGCCAUCAAGGUCUACUGUAACAUGGAGACUGGAGAGUCCUGCGUCUACCCCAAGCCCGCCAGCAUCCCCAAGAAGAACUGGUGGUCCAGCAAGAGCAAGGCUGCCAAACACGUCUGGUUCGGAGAGACCAUGAACGGGGGAUUCCACUUCAGCUAUGGUGAUGCCAGUCUGGCAGCCAACACUGCCAGCAUCCAGAUGACCUUCCUGCGGCUGCUGUCCACCGAGGCUAGUCAGAACCUCACCUACCACUGCAAGAACAGCGUGGCCUACAUGGACGGGGCCACGGGCAACCUGAAGAAGGCCGUGCUGCUCCAGGGCUCCAACGACGUGGAGAUUAGAGCCGAGGGCAACAGCCGUUUUACGUACACCGUUAUGGAGGACGGCUGCACGAAACAUAAAGGAACGUGGGGAAAGACAGUGAUUGAGUACAGAUCCCAGAAGACCAGCCGGCUGCCCAUCGUGGACAUUGCUCCUGUAGAUAUUGGAGGAGCGGACCAGGAGUUUGGGGUUGACGUCGGCGCAGUUUGCUUCUUGUAAAGAAAGAGGGAUGAAAAGAAGGAGAAGUAGAGGGGAAAAACACAUCAAAUAUGAGAGAGAGAGGAACACACACUUCUAUCAAAAAAAAGGAAGAAUGAAAGAAAGAAUAGAGAAAGAUCACGACACUUUUAUAUAAUUUUUUUGUUUUAAGUAAAAAAGUGCUUUUUCCAACUAAGUCCUGCACUGAAUGGCACCGGCAAUAUUCAUCUGGGAUUUCAUGGCCUUCCAGUCUCACUCCAUCAGACCCCCCCUCCCAUGGUGCCUUAGCCCUCCAUCCAUCCACCCCACCCCCCACCCUGGGAGCACCUCCCCACUAACAAGAAGGAUCGAGGAGAAGAGGAGAAAGAGGCAGCGUGCCAGACAAUGAGUUGGUGUUAUUUAUUUAUUGUUCAGGUGUGGGUCCCAGGUGUGUUAGGACUGAGUGUGUUAACCUGUAAAAAGGCCCCCCGCGCACAACAACAUACAUAUUCUAUCAGUUCCCCCUUUUCUUGUUCCUCUUCCAUACCUCCACACCCUAAACAUUAUAUCAAAUCCAAACCAAAAAAAUCUAGCAGUUUUCCUACUUCCAACCGUCGCCCCAGUGUGUAUCAGGAAGUUACUGUGUAUUAUAAUAAAGUCAAAUGGUGCUAUUGUUGUAAAACAAGUCUGUAUUCUUUAACAACCAGAUACUAAUGUAUUAGUAACAUGUUUAUAACGUGUGUACGUAUAUGUAUAUGUGUGUAUACAUAUAUAUACAUUUUUCAGAGAGUACAUUUCACGCUGAGAUCAUUUUUCAGAGUGGUAAAUGUUAGCUCCUCCCCCCCGACCCAGCCCUGACCCUCCUCCAUGGCAACCCAAUGACACAUAAACCAUGUCCAUAAUACAUUUUGUAAGAGACAUGUUCAAUUCGGAAUCAAUCCCAGCUACCUCACACACAAAAAAUAAAGAAACAACAAAGCAAAGUUAAACCCUGUAUCCAAGUUUACAAAUCCAGCUUGGGCGAUCUUCUCUUUGGUGCAUUAGACCCCAUGUUGUGAGAAGCCCACCAGAAGUUGACUUUGACCGUUGACCUAUCCCACUCCACUUUCUCCACAUAAACCCCCCCGCUGUCCCCUCACACAGGAAGUACCUUCUGCCCUGGCAGGAAGUACCUCGGCCCUGGCCAUGCCCCUCUAGGAGCAGGACACGCCCUCUAGGAACAGGACACGCCCCCUAGGAGCAGGGCACGCCCUCUAGGAACAGGACACGCCCCCUAGGAUCAGGAACGGGAUAGGGCUUUUAGACUUGAUAUCGAUACUGGACACUCCAACCCUCAUUUACACACAGAGGGUGUAACGCAUCAUGACCAGGGCAGAGGGUGCAUUCGUUUGUGAGGGUGUGUAUAUCUAUUUUUUCUAUUAAUUAUAAUAGUAAUAUUGUUAAUAAUAACAUCAUUACUAUUAUCAUUAUUAUUAUUAAAUAUGAUGAUCAUGAUUUUGUUUUUGUUACGGUUUUGAUUCAUGUAAAUUGGAAAUAAAAGAAAAAAAACAAGUAACAGGCUGAAGUCGCUUUUUAUUUUAUUUAUUUUUUGUUGUUUUGUUGGUUUUUGGUUGUUAUUCACCCCUCAAAAUGCUCCAGAGAAGAGUGUGUAGCGUAAAACAUAUCUGGGGAGAUUAUUUGUUUCUGUAACCUGAAAGUAUGAUUGAACUGUUUUGUUGUUGCCGGUAUUAUAUUCCCAGAGAUAGAAGCCAUACCAAAUCUAGAUUCUGUGUCCUGUAUGGGCCUUUCCGUUGGUCUGUGUGUUUGAGCUAAAUGCAUAUUCGAGGGGUGGGAUGUAGUCAGAAGAGAGAGACCAUGGAGCACAAGUGGGCGGCACCCUAUUUUAUAUGUUGUUUUCUUCAUUGGAGAGAGUAUGCAACAUUUUGUGAGGAGGUGCGAAGUUCAUAUCAUGUACUAUUUUGUAAAAUGUAAAACCUUUUUUCAAUAUUUUCAGAUUGUUUUUUAAGCAUGCUAGUUAAUAAGAGAAGGAAUGGGAAACAUUUCCAACCGCAAUCAUCAGUAACUGUAUGAAUUGGUUGUCAUCCUGUCUUUGUUUUUUUCCUUUUCUUUCCUGACUUUUCACCUUUCACCUUUCACCGUAGCAAUAAAAGGUAGAAGCAUUUCUCUAAACAACACAGAGCCACGUUUGUUUUAUUUUUUAUAUAUUUUAUUUUUUUCCUGAAAUUUGGUUUUAAAGUUCAUUUAUUACUUGAUGUAUUGGUUCCCGAAUCUACGAUGUCAUCUUUGUUAGAAUAAUUAUUGACAUUUAAAACAACAGGAGAAAAAACUAAUCAGCAGGACAAAAAUACAUCACAAAUAAAAAAGGUUGUAAAAAUGA